Molecule: messenger RNA, 627 nt
Organism: Paramuricea clavata
Lineage: Eukaryota; Metazoa; Cnidaria; Anthozoa; Malacalcyonacea; Plexauridae
Source: the annotation of a GenBank genome assembly
AUGGCCCACUCAUUAUAUCCUGAGCUACAAUCAUCUUAUCGUCGAUAUCAUAGCACUGAAACCGCACUGCUUAAAGUUACAAACGAUAUCCUGCUAAAAAUGAACUCGCAAGAAGUUACUUUACUGGUUCCACUUGAUCUAAGUUCCGCGUUUGACACUGUCAAUCACGAAAUAUUGCUUCGCCGUCUCCGAAAUGAGUUUGGCAUUCACGGAAAAGUCUUGGAUUGGUUCAAAUCAUACCUGCACAACAGAGGUCAGCAAAUUUCUAUCGAAGGUAUACUAUCCCAACGUUUCGAUUUGGACUCAGGAGUUCCACAAGGGUCGUGCUUGGGUCCCCUUCUUUUUAUUAUAUAUGCAUCCAAGCUGUUUAAAAUAAUUGAAGAUCAGCUUCCUGACUCACAUGGUUAUGCCGACGAUACACAGCUCUACCUCAGUUUUAAGCCAAGUUUAAGUACGUCACAGGAAGACGCUUUAUGUGCGAUGGAGUCUUGUAUCGAUAAAAUAAGACGCUGGAUGAGUCAGGAUAAACUCCUGAUGAACGAUGGCAAACUGAAUUCUUGGUCAUUGGCACUCGUCAGCAAUUAUGUAAACUUCACCCUAUUAGCAUUUCAGUUAAUAAUUCUGUGA